GCGCGCCCCCUUUUUUCCGUGGAGACAGUUUCACUUUCACUUAAGAACGAGGACGGCUGAGCCUUUCUUUGCUAUCUCACCCUGGCGAACGUAUUUAGCUAAAAAAUCAGCCACAGUUUUAAGAUGGCCAUGAAGGAAAUGGUUAUUGAAGUAAACGGGCUCCCGGACAACUACCCCGAAAAUAUGAUGAUUGACAAAUUAACCAUGCACUUUCUGAGGCGCAGUAACAAAGGAGGAGAUGUUUUAACAGUGAUUUAUCCCACCUCCAACAAAGGCCAGGCUUAUGUUGUCUUUGAAUCACCUGAAGUCCCAGGGGUCUUGCAACACACACAUGUUUUGAUAGUGGAGAGUCAGUUUUACCCACUGGACAUUAAAAAGGUGCAUCAACCUCAGCUGGACAUGCCAGCCGAAGCAUUCAUCGAUAUGAACAUGUUCUCCAAUCACAGAAAAAUCCAAGAACUUCUUCAUAGCCAUGGCUUUCAUGUGUCAGAGACCAGCCCAGGACAGCUGCAUUUGCAGGGUUCCUUUCUUAAGCUAAAACUCAUCUAUCCCAAACUUGUGCAGUUUCUGGUUCAAGAAACUCACCCUCAAAGAGGAACACCUUCGCAUUAUACUAAUGGCUACUCCUCUGUCUCCAGAGCUGAAAAAAGUGACUCCAGUGACUAUGAAUCCAGAUCUAAUUUCACAUCGAGGCGCAGACACAACAAUGGCAACUCAGUGUAUGCUGAGGGCAGAAGCACAUCUUCAGGAAUAACCUCAAGAUCCACAGAGUCCCAAUACCGACAGGCAUCCUUGCAGAAUGCAUCUCUACUGGAUAGAAGCUCUAGCACAGAAAGUCCCUUUAGCAGUCCCUCCAGGAUCUAUGAGGAUUCCCGCACAAGCGUUCAGCAGCGGAAUCCCUCAUCUCCCAGGCAAACUGAGGAGUCCAUCCCUGUGGAUCCAGAUGUGUGGAAAUACAUAAUGCACUUUAAGAAAGAUUUUAUAAAUAAAAUAAAAUCAGAUCACCACACUCAUAUUAAUCAUGAAGUUGAAUUAGGGGUGGUUAUGGUUAAAAUCUCAGGAGGAAACUUUGGGGAAGCAGCUAAAGAACUGUCUGAAUUGAUCCAGGAAAUCACUGAUUCUGUACGCACACAAGAAAUAGACAUGAAUGCAUGUGAUGAAAGUCAGAAGAGAGACAUUAUCCAGAAAGCUUACUCAUUUCAACAUAUCUACAGUGUUUUAAUUAGACGGGAAGGUAACAUUAUUAAAGUGCUGGGGUCAUCAAAAGACAGUUAUGAAGCAAAGCAAAAGCUUCUUGGCCGGGACGUUGACAUUGCACCGCCUAAACGCAUGGAGAGGAACAGUUCACGACGCAGCAGCUCUUUGCCAAGACAAAAAACAAGGGCCAGAAUGGAGAACCUAGACAUAGAUCAAAUUGCAGCUACUGUUAGUUGCUCCUCUGCCUCACAUUCCCAAACAGACUCUCAAUCGCAGCAAGAAGUUCAAAAGGAAAGAGGUCGCCAGCCUUCUAAAUCCACUGCAGAUCGCAGGUCACAGAGCGGCUCUCGAUUACAACACAGAAAUCAAAAGAGUGUAAAGCAAGAACCAUCAACUUAUGUUCAGCAGGAUUUGACACCCUCUAGUGGAGUUCAGACAUCUAAACAAGGGCCACUACCUAAAUUAAAAGGUUCUCUGUUUACUGAUAAAAGUAAAAAAUUUCUAAAACGACUGAAACCAUAAUUCAAUAAUUCUACAUUUGAAGCCGUGGCUGAAAAAUACACUUUAAGACUUUUUAGAAUGAAAUUGUUUUAAAAGAGUGAUAUGACUGCUUUGUAUUACUGAUGGUUCUAUUUCUAAUCACAUGUUCAUUCACAUGAAUGUUCUGGGUUCAGUACCAAGUUUGACAGCAAUUUUGCAAUUUAAAAAAAAAAAGGUUACUGUGAGACAAUCAUUGCUUACUAAUUUAUGUGAUGAUGAGAACGACUCAAAUAAUACACAUAAGUUUUAAAGGAAUAAUUAAUUUCAGCAAUAAAAACAAUUAUUAGUUUUACUUUUUUGCUUUUAAACCCUCCAAAAAAUGGGGCCCAUCCACCUUCAUUGUAAGUGCCUCACAAUAUCUUCUUUUUUUUUUUUUCUUUUUUUUUUUAAGAAAACUAGGGAUGAAUCGUUUUUUUUUUUUUUUUUUUUUUGGUUGUAAUCAACAUUAUGCCACAAAUGUUGAUUGAGCUUAACUUGUAUUGAACCCUUGAAAUAUUGCUCUAACUUGUCAAAUCUCAAAAUCACACGGGUUUCUUUGUAAUUAUUGCCUUACAUCUAAUAAAGAAAAUGGGCAUAUACAUGU
Messenger RNA from Megalobrama amblycephala (Wuchang bream), 2320 nucleotides. It is a transcript of the gene rbm43, whose product is annotated as RNA-binding protein 43. NCBI's taxonomy places the organism in Eukaryota, Metazoa, Chordata, Actinopteri, Cypriniformes, Xenocyprididae. The coding region runs from base 124 to 1719 and encodes 531 amino acids. The record is from RefSeq and is a predicted model, not a curated record. The transcript has 4 exons.